Syngnathoides biaculeatus (alligator pipefish) is the source of this 3803-nucleotide messenger RNA. RefSeq names its product cadherin-20-like. NCBI's taxonomy places the organism in Eukaryota, Metazoa, Chordata, Actinopteri, Syngnathiformes, Syngnathidae. Gene Ontology annotation, biological process: calcium-dependent cell-cell adhesion; multicellular organism development; cell-cell junction assembly. Gene Ontology annotation, molecular function: cadherin binding; calcium ion binding. Gene Ontology annotation, cellular component: adherens junction; plasma membrane; catenin complex. The record is from RefSeq and is a predicted model, not a curated record. The coding region runs from base 75 to 2426 and encodes 783 amino acids. The transcript is spliced from 11 exons.
UACUUGCAGACAAACUACCAACUGGCAUCAGUCAGAAGAGGACUCGAAAGAGGACAAGGACGGCGGACUUGAUAAUGGAACCCUGGUCCGCAUCGUGGCUGUACGUGAUGCUCUACGUGAUGAGCCUUCUGGCCCAAGGCUUGCUGGGUAAUCAUCCCGCCAGCUCCCCGCAGAGGCUACAGAGGGUCAAACGAGGCUGGGUAUGGAACCAGUUUUUCGUCCUGGAGGAGUACACCGGGCUGGACCCGCUUUACAUCGGAAAGCUCCACUCUGACAUGGACAAAGGUGACGGCUCCAUCAAGUACAUCCUGACGGGCGACGGCGCCGGCACCACCUUCACGAUUGACGACAGCACAGGUGACAUCCACGCCAUCCAGAGGCUGGACCGCGAGGUCAAGUCCCAGUAUGUGCUGCGAGCGCAGGCCAGAAACCGCCUCACCGACAGGCCUCUCGAGCCCGAGUCAGAGUUCAUUGUCAAGAUUCAAGACAUUAACGACAACGAGCCCAAGUUCCUGGACGGACCCUACCGGGCAUCGGUGCUGGAAAUGUCAAAAAUAGGAACGCCAGUGAUCCAGCUGACCGCCACUGACGCGGACGACCCGACAUACGGCAACAGCGCCCGUGUGGUCUACAGUAUCCUGGAGGGUCAGCCUUACUUCUCGGUGGACGCAAAGACCGGCGUGGUGCGGGUCUCGCUGGCUGACAUGGAUCGGGAGACCAGGGAGAACUACACGGUGGUCAUUCAGGCCAAGGACAUGGGCGGCCAGCUGGGCGGGCUCGCCGGAACCACACGCGUGGACAUCUCGCUCGGCGACGUCAACGACAACCCACCCGUCUUUGAUCAAAGGUUGUACCAGAUGAGCGUGCCCGAAUCCGCCUCGAUGGACUCAGAGGUGGGUCGGAUCCGGGCCACAGACCGCGACGUGGGCAUCAACGCUGACAUGACGUACAGCGUGAUUGACGGCGACGGCAGAGACACCUUCGGGAUCGCCACCGACAGCAGUAACAGAUACGCCAUCAUCACCGUCAAGAAGCCGCUGGACUUUGAGGCCAAGCGGAGUUACACCCUGAAGGUACAGGGCGCCAACACACACGUGGAAGACGUCACCACACUCCGCGAUGUCAGCACGUUCCGCGACGUCACAAUCGUGCACAUCAGCGUGGACGACGUGGACGAGCCGCCCGUCUUUGACGCGCCCGCUUACCUUUUGGAAGUGGACGAGGACGCCGAAGUGGGCACGCUGGUCAGGACGAUGGGCGCCAGGGACCCGGACGGCGACAACAACACUGUGAGGUACUCCUUGGAUCGGUCCAGCGACCCCGACAAGUUCUUCUACGUGGACAUCACGUCUGGGGCUCUGAUGACAUUGCGUCCGCUGGACCGCGAGCAGCUAGGAUGGCACAACAUCAGCGUCCUGGCCAUGGAGAUGAACAAUCCCUCUCAGUUGUCCAGCGCGGCCGUGGCCAUCCGCGUGCGGGACGUGAACGACAACGCCCCCACGCUCAGCGACUACCUGGAGGCCUACGUGUGCGACGGCGCCAGGGCAGGACAGUUGAUCCAGGCGGUGACGGCUGUGGAUCCUGACGAGCCUCCCGGCGGACAUCACUUCUCUUACGCUUUAGCGCCGCAUGCAGCCAACAACCCGAACUUCACCCUGCGAGAUAACCAAGACAACACAGCGUGGGUGUUGACGCGUCGCGGCGGCUGGUCCCAGCGUGAGCAGACCAUCUUCUACCUUCCCAUCACGGUGGCGGACGGGGAGCCUCCGUUGCACACCAGCACCUCCACGCUGAGCGUGCGCGUUUGCGCCUGCGACCGCGAUGGAAAUAUCAUGACCUGCAACGCGGAAGCUCACAGCCUGCCUGCCAGCCUCAGCAGGGCGGCGCUCAUCGCCAUCCUCGCUGCCAUCUUUGUGCUCCUGGUGAUGAUCCUGCUGAUGCUCUCGCUGCGGACGCACCGCAAGAAGCCAUAUCUUAGCGACGAGGAGGAGAACGUACACGAGAACAUUGUCCGCUACGACGACGAGGGCGGCGGCGAGGAGGACACGGAGGCCUUUGACAUCGCUGCCAUGUGGAAUCCGCGGGAAGUGCACCCACAAGCAAGUGAGCCGCGGCAGGACAUGCUUCCGGAGAUCCAGAGCUUGUCUCGCUACGUACCCAUGGCUAGCGGCGGCAGCGGCGUUCACGGCUACGUCCUGUCGAAGCUCCUGGAGGCCGACGUGGACCCGUGCGCACCCCCCUACGACUCCCUGCAGACGUACGCCUACGAGGGCGAGGGCUCGGUGGCCGAGUCGCUCAGCUCGCUGCAGUCGGGCACGUCCGGCGGCGACCACGAGUACGACUACCUCAACGACUGGGGGCCGCGCUUCAAGAAACUGGCCGAGAUGUAUGGCGUGCUGGACAUUAACAAUCCCCCCAUGUGGUAGCAGCACACACGGCCCACAAGACACAACACAGAACACCAGACUGACUGAAUUCUACAUAGGCGGGCCUGUUUUAUCUCUUCAGUGGCUCCUUGACAAGAUAGUUGCCAAGAUCCGAGAUGGACACCAUCCUCAGAUAUGUGGGCACCGUGCGGCCAUUAAGAAUCAUCCAAAUGAACAUAAAGCACCAGAGACUAAAGUCCGCCUUAAUGGGCUUGGUUUGGUGGGUUCCAAUUCAGAGGCUGAUGAGUGUCUGCAAGUCGAGCACGUAUGACCAUAAAGCUGGCAGGGAAGAACGAUAAACAAUUCCCAGCAGAAAAAUGCCAACACUGCCGCCUCAUCGGUCUGGAGCCUAAUUUCUUUGUGUUUAUUUGUGUUGACGCUAACUUAUUUGAUUACAAAAGCUAGAUAGACAGCGUGCUUGACGCUAACAUUCCUGCCACCUGGUAGCAACACGCGCAGCCUUCAAGAACAAUCCAGAAAACAAAGCACCAGAAGGUGAGUGAAUUCUGUCUCGAUUGGCCUGGUUUAAGCCUCCCUUGGCGCCUCAGUAGGUUAACUAUGUUGUCUAUGCUGCUGGAGCACUUCAAGAAACCGGAUGAGUGUGCUGGAUGCAAGCAAUCUGCCGAUGUGAAAGAACUCAAAAGCACCAGAGACAGACUGUAUUCCGCCUCAACGGGUCUGGUUCAGUGAGUUCCAAGUCGCAGCCUCCUGAGAGCCAACAUCAAAGCACAUUUAAAAAAAGAAUACCACCACAAAAGAAGGAUGGAUUGGAGUCCCAACAGAAAAACUCAAACACUGCCACCGCCUCAUCGGGUCUGAAGCCUAAUUUAUUGGUGUCUAUUUAUGUCGGAUCUACGUUGUUUAGGGAUGUCACAAAUUGGCAUUUCAAGUAGCUGGUCGGGAUGUGCAAAAGAAUUCAAAGCACCAGAGUCGGACUGAAUAGCGCCUCGAAGGGCCUGGUUUUGAUCCUCCAGCGGCGCCCCAAGUCUGAGUCUCCGGAGAGCCAACUUCAAAGCACAUGGGAACAAAAAAGAACCACACAAAAGAGUUGUGAAUGAUUCCCAGCAUAAGAACACCGCCACCGCCUCAUCGGGUCUGGAGCAGAACUUAUUGUUGUCUAUUUGUUUUAGAGCUAGCUUAUUUGAGGACAGGAAAAAAUCUGUUCACUCAAAUGAGAAGUCGUGACGAGCGCCUUUUAAUUCGGGACACCAUCGUGCCAGCAGAGUCUGACGGCCGCAGGCCUCGACGGGUUGGCUAAAUCGUCGCCGCCAUGCUAACGCUACUUGACCGUGGAGCCUGUGGAGCGCAAAGACACUGUCAUCGAUCUGCAUUAAGUGCCAAAACUAGGAAGAACAUUUUGGAUUUAAAACAAACAAA